GCCUUCAGAGCUAGCCACAUGUUCAUGUUAAAUAGCAGCCAGCAACGCACUGAUCCCUCAGAGCCCGCAGUGUCUGGAUGCAUCUUGGUGUGGAGCAAUGAGGCACGGGAGUGUUGGAGCAGUAGAAGCAGAGGAAUGUUGCUGGAGAGCUUACUUUCAAGGAGAUAGAGAGGAUGGUAUGGUAAACGGCUGUUUUACAAUCCAGGCGGCCAGCCUGGACUCCUUCAGACAGGUCAAUAGAGACUCCAACCGUCAUGUUAAGGUAAAGCAGAAAAGUGCAGUGCUGAACAUGCUAAAGAAGUUGGACAAAAUAAGGUUCAGAGGUCACAAGAGAGAUGAGUUCCUUGAUUUGGCAGAGUCUCCAAAUGCUUCAGACACUGAAUGUGGAGAUGAAAUUCCGGUGAAAAUACCUCGAACGUCAGCUCAAAGCAAUGAAGAGCUGAGAGACCCUGCUGGUCCAGGGACCGUCAUCAUGGCUUCAGGAGUCCAGGAUUUUAACAGAACAGAAUCUGACAGACUGAAUGAGAUCAAAGGUCACCUGGAAAUAGCCUUACUGGAAAAACACUUUUUACAGGAGGAGCUCAGGAAGCUGAGAGAAGAAACAAAYGCUGAAACAUUGAAGCAGGAGCUAGAAAAGGAACGGCAGAGGAGAUUAGAACUAGAACAAAGAGUCAAUGAAGUACUUAAAGCAAGGGCGGAAGAGGUGCCUGCAGCUCAGCAACCUGCAAAGCCACAGGCACAAGCCAAUGGAACAGAUAAGCGUAGUCACACAGUCUGUUCGAGGCUCCAAAAGUGGGUUUCUGACAAAUUUGGGGAAUCUCUUGAGGACUUCAGAUUUCAGCCAGAAGAGAGUACAUUGGAAGCAGAAGAGCCACUUAGUGCUAGAAGGUUGACUGAAAAUAUGAGAAGAUUAAAGAGAGGUGCCAAACCUGUUACAAGUUUUGUGAAGAAUCUUUCUGCCUUAUCAGAUUGGUAUUCUAUCUACACUUCUGCUAUUGCCUUUAUUAUUUACAUGAAUGCUGUAUGGCAUGGCUGGGCCAUUCCUAUGUUCUUAUUUUUAGCAAUUUUGAGGUUAUCCCUAAAUUACCUCAUAGCCAGGGGUUGGAGAAUACAGUGGAGCAUUGUGCCUGAAGUUUCAGAAGCAAUGGAGCACCCAAAAGAGGACCUGACUGUGUCUGAGAAGUUUCAGCUUGUUCUAGACGUGGCUCAGAAGGCGCAGAACCUUUUUGGCAAGAUGGCAGACAUUCUGGAAAAAAUUAAAAACUUGUUCAUGUGGGUCCAGCCAGAAAUAACACAGAAGCUCUACAUUGCUCUAUGGGCAGCUUUCAUUGCAUCSUGCUUUUUGCCCUACAGGAUUAUUGGGCUUGCAUUGGGACUCUAUGCUGGAAUCAAGUUUUUCCUUAUUGAUUUUAUCUUCCAACGAUGCCCCAGACUAAGAGCUAAGUAUGACACUCCUUAUAUCAUCUGGAUAAGUCUCCCGACAGAUCCUCAGCUCAAAGAAAGAUCUAAUGCUACAGUGUCGAGACGGCUUCAAACAGCAACAUCCAGGAAUUAUGYGGGCUCAAGUGCCCCAGCUGGAAUAAGCAAAGAUGAAGAUACAAGUCGUUUUCAUACCACCAAGAGAGGGAAUUUCCAUGAAAUUUUUAACCUGCCAGAGAAUGAACGCCCUUUGCCAGUGUGUGAAAAUGGCUGGCGCUGCUGCUUGAUUAACAGAGAUCGGAAGAUGCCUACUGACUACAUCAGGAAUGGAGUUCUUUAUGUCACAGAGAAUUACCUGUGCUUUGAAAGCUCAAAAUCUGGCUCAUCAAAAAGAAAUAAAGUUAUAAAGCUAUCRGAUAUAACAGAUAUCCAGAAGUACAAAGUGCUCUCUGUUCUCCCGGGAUCAGGGAUGGGUAUUGCUGUAUCGACACCAUCUACGCAGAAGCCUUUGGUGUUUGGUGCCAUGGUACACAGAGAUGAAGCUUUUGAGACAAUUUUCAACCAAUACCUGAAAAUAACAUCUGCAGCAUCUGGCAAUGAAAGCUAGUGUCUUAUCUUGGAAGAGCUAAAGGAAACUUUCCUGUUUUACGACUUGGUAGUGAAAAAAAAUUAACAUCCUCAUCUAUUUUGCAAUAAUUUUUCUUGUCUGGUGGUUUAUAUUCUAUCUGUUACAUAAACCAAGUGUAUUUUAUAUAUGCCUUCAUGUUUGUUUUUAAGGUUUUUGUAAAAAAAAAAGACAAAAAAAACCAAAUGAAACAACACAGUGAAAGUGCUAUCAUCACUAUUAGCCUUGCACAUUAAGCACUUUUAAUGUUUAUUUACUGACAUUAAAAGCUGGGAAGAUACUCCGAGACCUGACUAAAUAACAGAUUGAUCCCUUUAUCUCCACUGAUGUCACUAGGGAUACAUUUGUCUCUUUAUUUUAGCUGUUUUUCCCUGAGAUGGGAGAAUGAUGACUGCAGCAGCCUGAAGUCUCCUUCUUCAGCUUUGAGUUUCUAAUCGGGUCUUUUAGUAAAACUGAUGGCAACACCAAGGAACUAUUAGCAUUUCAGCAUUUCCAUAUUUACAACUGCAUUUUGAAUAACUCCUCCUUGCUAAUUUUUGCAUUACAGAAGGAUGCUUUACUGGUUUGAUUAACUUCAAUUUUUCCUGCAUACACAUGUUUAAAUUGCUUGUACAGUGAAUUGGAGGAGAAAGUUUAUAACUUCAUCUUCCUUUCCUCGUAAACCAAAUAAGRGAAAGGAAGGCAGGCAGAUACUUUU
Malurus melanocephalus (red-backed fairy wren) is the source of this 2741-nucleotide messenger RNA. It is a transcript of the gene GRAMD4, whose product is annotated as GRAM domain containing 4. The coding region runs from base 98 to 2026 and encodes 642 amino acids. The record is from RefSeq and is a predicted model, not a curated record. Lineage: Eukaryota; Metazoa; Chordata; Aves; Passeriformes; Maluridae. The transcript has 19 exons. Gene Ontology annotation, biological process: apoptotic process; negative regulation of toll-like receptor 9 signaling pathway.